Messenger RNA from Eucalyptus grandis, 1002 nucleotides. RefSeq names its product monooxygenase 3-like. Lineage: Eukaryota; Viridiplantae; Streptophyta; Magnoliopsida; Myrtales; Myrtaceae. Gene Ontology annotation, molecular function: FAD binding. The transcript has 5 exons. The coding region runs from base 1 to 1002 and encodes 333 amino acids. The record is from RefSeq and is a predicted model, not a curated record.
AUGGAGGAGGUGAUGAUAGUGGGCGCCGGCAUCGCGGGGGUGGCGACGGCGGUUGCCCUCAGGAAGGUCGGCAUCCGAGCGCUCGUCCUUGAGAGAUCGAAGGAGCUGCGAGUGACCGGUGCAGCUCUCAGUCUCCAGCCUAAUGCGUGGCUCGCUCUCGACGCGCUCGGGGUUUCGGGCAAGCUCGCACCCCUCUACGAUCCUAUCCCCACGGGAUACGUGACUGAUGUCCAGACUAAAUCGAUUCAAGAAGUGCAUUUUGCUGCAAAUAACCGAAAUGGAGCCCUAACAAGGUCGGUUCACCGAAAGGUCUUGUUGGAAGUUCUGGCAGAUGAGCUUCCUCCAAUACGUGGGUUGUCCGUGUUCCCGGAGGGCCACGGGUUAGACGACGGCCACAAGUUUCAACAAUUUGUGGAUGUGGGCAAGAGGGGAGAUUUUGUUACUCUCAACGAUAAAGAACUGUACUGGUUCUUCCUGGGGAAGUCUCCUGCUAAAGGACUUCCCACCUGUGUACCACGAUGUGGUCAAGCACUCCGAUCUUUCGAGCUUGACAUGGGCCCCCUGAUGUUCCGCUAUCCUUGGGACGUCCUAUUUGGAAACCUAGCCAAAUCAAACGUCACGGUGGCUGGAGAUGCCUUGCACCCAAUGACCCCCGACUUGGGCCAGGGCGGAUGUUCGGCGCUCGAGGAUGCGGUAGUGUUGGGUCAGCACCUUGGUGACUUGAUUUGCAAGCACUGCAAACUCAUGACCCAAGAUAUCGGAUUUGCAAUAGAGAGGUAUGCAAAGGAGAGGAGACUGAGGGCGACGAUGUUGAUAACAGCGUCAUACUUCUCAGGUUAUAUGCAACAGGAUGGGUCCAGUGGAAUGAUGAAGUUACUGAGAGAUGUUGUAUUCUAUAGGCUCCUCUUGUCUAGAGUAGUGAAUAGAAUUUCACGAUAUGAUUGUGGGAAGCUUCCUAGUGUCUCCUCUUUGCCUUCGUGGGGAUCCAAAAGCUCCACCUAA